AUGGAUACAAAAAAUUUUUUAAGAGUUUUUACAGUAUCUGCAUCUGUUUCCUACUUAAUAUCAUCAUUGAUUCUGUUUCUUAGUCAUAAUUUAUAUACUACUUUUAUAUUAGGUUUUUAUGGAAUAUUACUGUCUAUUUUAAUUCUAUUAUCUGAAUAUUAUGAACAAUAUUCAAACUAUUUUAUAAAAUUAAUUCCUUCUUUAAAGAAAAACAGUUUUAAAGGAUAUUUAUUAAUGAUAAUUGGUAGCUUAUACUUAGGAAAAGAAUCAAGAAGCAUUUCCAAUAUUAGCGGAUUACUUCUAAUUUUUUGUGGUUUUUCUCAUGUUAUAUAUUAUUACAUUAACGAUAUUAUUUAUAUGAAUUAUGAAGAAGGUGUCAUUGCUUUUAAAAGGCCUAUAAAUUUAGAUAAUAAUGAUAAUUAUGAUGAGUUAGUUAUAUAA
Messenger RNA from Plasmodium relictum, 441 nucleotides. RefSeq lists its product as hypothetical. Bases 1 to 441 code for a protein of 146 amino acids. The transcript has 4 exons. The record is from RefSeq and is a predicted model, not a curated record. NCBI's taxonomy places the organism in Eukaryota, Apicomplexa, Aconoidasida, Haemosporida, Plasmodiidae.